AUGGCUAAGCGUAACGUUCGCAAGCCCACCGAAGCCUUCCAUAUGACUACCCGCAAGCGCUCCAGAGCCGGCAACGAAACUUCUCAGGCCUCAACUGCUUCUGAAUCGGCCAGCGAUUACCAAAUCUCAACUGCUCCUUCGUCACUGUCUUCAGCCGCUCUGCAAGAGUCAAAUUCUCAGAGCAACAGUGAGCCCAUUCAACCAGAGCCGUCUGCGAAGCAGCAGACCAGCUCGCUUUUGUCUUCAAAGGUGCUUCCAGGCUCGUCUUUGACCGUAUUGAAGGCUGUCCCACCACCAAAUGCAUCUACAAAGCGUCGAACUCGCUCUUCAGCCAUUCCAGCUUCAGAGGACAACUUCUUGCAACGUCUCGAGAACGUCGAGCAAGCUAAAGUGGACAGUAACACACAAGGUAUCUCUUCAGAGAAGCCAUCACUGAGAGAACAGACUCCAGAAGCUCCGCAAGACGAUGUGCAGGACCGCCCAGCCAAGAAAAGAUGCACUCGAUCGUCCACCGUCCCAGCUCUGCAGCAGUCUGAUUCUACGAAUACAGCUUCUACUAACCAGCUUGAAAAGACUUCUACGAAGCCAUCAGAGUCUUCCCAAGAGCCUCGUAUCUCAGAACCGUUCGACACCAGUUCUGCUGAGCCGUUCGAAAGGCAAUUGAAUCCUGCUAUGCAAAACAAUCCCGCCAGCGAUGUGCCAGAGUCGACCUCAGAAGGCUUACCUCAGGCUUCCAACUUGGCUUCAUCCAAGUCUACGAUUGAAGAGCUGGCUGAUACUGUGCCUGUCGAGACAACUGCAAGAAGGAUGACUCGCGCUGCCAAGCUAGCCAUGCAGGAUCCUUCCAUCAGCAAGCAGCCAGCUUGGGCUCCUAAGAAAAGAUGUCUCCUCCCCACUGUUACCGAUGAUCCGAACCGACUUCUCAAGAAGCAGAAGACCAGCCCUUCAGAAGCCGAAACACAGGAUAGCGAUCAGAAGUCCGAAACGCUUCUCGAACCCAUGUCGCCCGACGGUCCUUGGCGAAUCAAUAAGCUCAGAGGUUAUGCCGAUCGUCGGUAUUGGCCAAAUCUCUACAGGCCAAAUCCUAGGACUGGAAAAGUGAGCGGCAACAUGAAGCCGGCCAUUUACUACGCAGCCGAUGGUGAGACCAGAUGGAACAGAAGAGAUGAAGAUGCUCGCGAGCGAGAGCGAGGGCGUGAACGCGAACGAGAACGUGAACGCGAUCGUUCGAACAACUCUGGUCGAGGCCGCGGCCGAGGCCGAGGAAGAGGACGUGGAGGUCGAGGUCGAGGUGGUGGCCCCGGUCGUGGUGCUCCUGGCAGGCGUCCUGGUGACGAUUCUCCAGAACCUCCACGCCAUCGAAACCUCACUCCUGACCAAGAGGACAGCGUCAAGAAGCUAAAGGCUCGACAAGCCGAACUCAAACGCUUCUUUCACAUUGUUGGCUCUCAGCAAGCCGAGAUCCUCGAUCAGAUGGCCAUGCGUGAUCUACAGAAGCUCAUGAAAAAGCCAAAGGCUCACAAAUCCGUGCCUGAAUUCGAUGCUUUGACCGAAGAGCUUCGAGCCAAGAUGGACGCCACAGAGCAACAGAUCCGCGACGACUACAAAAUCAAAGCCCAAUACGAAAAGGACAUAUUUGAGAAGAGAAAAGAGGUUCAGGAGAUGCAAUUCCAGCAGCUCUACAGAAACCUUCGAACUGAGCACUUGCAAGGCGCACAAGGCGACAUUGCAUUGCUGAAGAAAGCCUACGCCAAUUCCGCGGAUGAUACGCGUACCGAGUCCGGUUCCGAGCUCGACUUCUUUCCACGCUAUCAUGAGAUGCCGGAAGCCAAUGUUCGUGUUCGUGGCUACAGUUCCCUCAUUGACGAUGAAAAGCCAUUCCGAGAGGGUCUUGAGUCGUAUGAUGUGCAAGAUGUCAUCGAUGAGGAGAUCACAGGUCCCAUGCGGCGCGCGCUUGAUGAGGAGAACCGUAAGCAGCGUGAAGAAAUUGAGGCGAAGUUUGUCAACGACCACAAAGGCUUGAAAGAGCUUUCCGAUGAAUGCAUCAAGCAGCUCGAAGAGAUCCAAGGCUACCUCAUUCCCCGGCCACUCGAGGCCAAGGAAUUCAGUGCAUAUGCUCUCUCCGCACUUGCCGACGUCGCCGACUACGUUGCACAGCAGCAUCCUCACAAAAUGUAUCAGUACAUGCCACUGGCUCCGGGAGAUACUUUCCCUCGACAGGCUCUGGAAUUCGGUCCUUUGCCAGGUCCUGGUCGUCGUUUGGCUCCUGCACUUGGUCAACCACCCCCACCUCCACCGGUUCCACCUCAACCUGUAUCAACUCCCCCGCGGCUGUCCCGGCGCAGAAGGAGGUCUCCUCCAGCAGCUUCACCUCUACGUCCGCAGUUGAACCUUCAGACGUCUGUCAAUGGAGCAAAUCACUCGUCGCAACCGUCAUCGUUACCAACAACGCCUGCGUCAAUUCUGCCAGCCCCUAUUGUGUCUUCUGGUCCAGGCCAGCCCAUUGCGCCUGCACCUCCACGUGCAGCAGCCACUGCGGCUCCAGCACAGCCAGCCACAUUCCGUCACUCGUCGUAUUCCAUUCCACCUUUGGGGCCUCACACGGCACCGAGCCCGUCACCACGCUCCGCUGGUCCAACCGCUCAAUACAUCUUCCAGCCACCACAGCAGGCACAACCCCAACCCGCUGCUUCUAGCGGCUGGGGUCCGCCCGGCCCUCGCCCUCCUGCAUCUGCAGGCUCGCCCGGUCCCGGCACAACGACGAGCUUCCCUGUGCAUGGCCCCUAUUCUACUGGUCCAUCGCCGACCACCUUCAGCGGCUUUGCUGGCACUCAGCCCAGCACCCCUGCCGGCGGUGUGGCGCUCGGUAGCCACCAUCAAGGCAAGAUCCCGGUGCAGUUCAUCAACAACACACCAGCUAGUACCAAGGAGAAGGCAGCGAGGAAGGCGGAGAGGAGAAGAAUGGAGGAGGAGGAGAGAGAUAGACGUGGUCGCGAGAGGGAGCGCGAUGAUAGAGAUAGGCAGGGCAGCGGCCAGAGUGAGGUCGGCGGGCAGAGGGUGUUGUUGCCAAAGCCAUGA
Cyphellophora europaea CBS 101466 is the source of this 3078-nucleotide messenger RNA. RefSeq lists its product as uncharacterized. NCBI's taxonomy places the organism in Eukaryota, Fungi, Ascomycota, Eurotiomycetes, Chaetothyriales, Cyphellophoraceae. Bases 1 to 3078 code for a protein of 1025 amino acids. The transcript has 2 exons. The record is from RefSeq and is a predicted model, not a curated record.